UUCACUCUUACUACAGAGACUGAGGGAAGGGAGAGGAAGGCCGGCGAGGGAGCAAACGGUCGGGCCCGGAGCUGCCGCUGCCUCAGUCCACCUCGCCCCGCUUCGCAGGUCUUUGCCUCCCGCCCCUGCCCAUGUUCAGGGAACUCGGGCUGGCAGCCAACCCUCCUCAGCCGCUGCCGCCGCCUCCUUUCCUUGCCGCCGUCCCCAGGAGCCGACCGGCCCGAGAGCCGCCCCCGCUGCCGCUCCUUUUGCCUCCACCAUGGCUGAGCUGGGGCAGGAGGUCGUCCACUUGGUAUGGGGCAAGAAGCCCGGCGCGCACGGCCUGGCAGACACCAUCUUCUUCCGCUGGGCACAAGGGUUUGUGUUCAGUGAGUCAGAAUCUACUGCAUUAGAACAAUUUGAAGGAGGCCCUUGUGCGGUUAUAGCACCUGUUCAGGCAUUCCUUCUAAAGAAGCUUUUUACAUGUGAAAAAUCUACCUGGAGACAAUGUCAAGAAGAAGAGCAGAAGACUCUCCUCUGCCAUACACUGUGUGAUAUUUUGGAACUGGCUUGCUCUGAUCAUUCAGAAUCAUACUGUUUGGCAACAUGGCAUAGAGGAAAAACUGCUGAAGAAACUGCUAGUAUUUCUGAGAGUCCAGCUGAAACAAGCCGACAAGAGGAGCAGCCCUCUGCCUUGGCUGUCGAAGAGCUUGGCUUUGAGCGAUUUCAUGCAUUAAUUCACAAGCAGUCAUUCACAAGUUUUCCUGACUUCAAAGAUGCUGUUUGGAAUCAUUAUUCAGUCUGGACAAAUAAAUUUGGAGUAUUGCUUUUUCUAUAUUCUGUGAUACUGACUAAGGGUAUUGAAAACAUAAAAAAUGAAAUUGAAGAUUCAACUGAACCAUUGAUAGAUCCUGUUUAUGGUCAUGGAAGCCAAAGCUUAAUUAACCUGCUGUUGACCGGACAUGCAGUUUCUAACGUCUGGGAUGGAGACAGAGAAUGCUCAGGAAUGAAACUACUUGGAAUUCACAAGCAAGCAACUGUUGGGUUCUUGACACUAAUGGAAUCUCUAAGAUACUGUAAGGUUGGGUCCUUUUUGAAGUCCCCCAAAUUCCCUAUUUGGAUACUUGGCAGUGAAACUCAUCUCACCGUCUUUUUUGCCAAGGAUUUGGCUCUUGUUGCUCCUGAAGCCCCUUCAGAACAAGCCAGGAGAGUCUUUCAGACAUAUGACCCUGAAGAUAAUGGCUUUAUACCAGAUACACUUCUAGAAGAUGUAAUGAAGGCUUUAGACCUUGUGUCAGAUACUGAAUAUGUCAAUCUCAUGAAGACAAAAUUAGAUCCAGAGGGACUAGGAAUUAUAUUACUAGGCCCAUUUCUUCAAGAAUUUUUCCCUGAACAGGACUCCAAGGUUCAAGAAUCAUUCCCUGUAUAUCACUACAAUGGACUGAAGCAAUCCAAUUAUAAUGAAAAGGUCAUGUAUGUUGAAGGCACAGCCGUGAUUAUGGGCUUUGAAGACCCAAUGCUGCAGACUGAUGAUACGCCAAUCAAGCGCUGUUUGCAGACCAAAUGGCCAUACGUAGAACUCCUCUGGACCACAGAUCGAUCCCCUUCAUUAAAUUGACACUGAAAGAAAAUUUUGAACUAUUAUCCAAUGUUGGAAUGGGGGGCGGGGGGGAGCAUUGAGUAAGCAGCUACCUAUAUUUAAAAACAAAACCCUAUACUUCAGCUGUGUGGCUAUACACUGGUAUCACUGAGAAACUGUACAUAAAACACUUUUUCAGUGUUAAUUUAGAAUAUUUUUUUUUUAAACGGGAUUGGUAUGUAUUAUAUCAGCUAGUUCUUUUUUUACCCAUUCUAGUACAGUUAAGAUGCAAAUUCUCACUCAGAAGCCCCUUGUGUUCAACCUGAAGAAUGGUCUCGCACUGCAGCAUCCGCACAUUAAAUGAAAUUUGUCUUAAAUGCCAUAGUAUUCACCUGUUUACACAUCUGGCCACAUAUUUUAUUUCAAUUGUCCUGCCUUAGGGCACGGCUCACAAGGACAUUCCCUUGCACUAGCCGCAAUGAAAAGGAGCUUGCCCAGGAAGCAGCAUCCUUGUGAACUUCCCGUUCAGUGUGCUGGAGAUUGUGCCAGGGAACUUUUCAGGUGGGUUUUGUGCCCUGUGCACUUUCAGGACUAGAUUGGCAUUUGCACUGAAUAAGUUUGACAAGUUAAACUUCUGCUGGUUUUUUCCUCCCUUCUAGAAAUCAACAUAGCUUUGCACAGAUGGGGCAAAAAAUUAUGAAUGGCUAAGUAUAAACGAUGAAUGCUGUUUAUCGGCAGUUUUAUUUUCCCACCAGGCUUACUUAUUGAAAGUAAAAGCCAGGAUUUAAAAAGGAUAUUAAUAUUUGAAGUUGUAUAAAGGAAAUGUAAAAAAAACUUUAACAGCAGAGAGAAUUUGUGCUAUGAUUUUUUGAAGUUGUCCAUAUUAUUAUUGCCAAAUACCUCCUCUUAAUAUGUCCUAACAGAAAUGUAAGCCAGCACUAUUGAAUGUGUUACAUGCAUGAAAACAUCAGUUAUUAAAGUAGUAUAGUCUUAUUUAUUAUCUAGCAAGACCUACAUAAAUAAAAAAAUACCUAAA
Molecule: messenger RNA, 2594 nt
Organism: Eublepharis macularius
Lineage: Eukaryota; Metazoa; Chordata; Lepidosauria; Squamata; Eublepharidae
Product: ubiquitin carboxyl-terminal hydrolase MINDY-3-like
Exons: 16
Coding region: 260-1597 (445 amino acids)
Biological process (GO): protein K48-linked deubiquitination
Molecular function (GO): cysteine-type deubiquitinase activity; K48-linked deubiquitinase activity
Source: RefSeq, a predicted model, not a curated record